AUGAAUACAUCUUUAGCUAAACGCACAUGUUCUCAUCGCUUUAUCGAUCAACAUUCUGGUAAAUGUCUUCAUUGUGGUAAUAUGAAAACACCUAUUGAAUCAUCUAUUACUAAGCAUGAACCACCACUAAACGAUAAUGAAAACAAUGAUGAAGAUUAUGGUUCUUUAGAACUUGAACAUUAUGAACGCUUAGUAUUAAUGCUGGAUGAGUGGAAAAAAACUAUGAUAAAUCGUAUUGAAUCAAUCUACAAAUCCAAAAUUCAACGUUUACGCGACGAAUUCGAAGGACAGCAAGCUGCACGACGUCGUUCUCAGACUGAGCAAAAAAACAAAAUAGAAAUUGAUGACGAACAAGAAAAAGCUCAAUUAACAAAUAUAAAAUUUGAAUUAAUUCAAUCAGCAUUUAUUGAUACAGAAUACACAUUAAUGGCCACAUCGUCUGAAACAAUUUUCGUGCAUGAUGGCCGAACAUUUAAAUUAUUCGAUAAAAGUCUUCGUCCGUUAGUUGCCUUAGAUUUAACCACGUCAAUGCGUGAACGUUUCAAAGUUGUAGAUCUAUGUUAUAUUUCAUAUUUAUCAUCCUAUUUGAUUCUAUACGAACAAGGUUUAUGGGUAUUUCAACCGGGUUCAAACGCAAAUUUAAUAACCGCAAUACAACGUCGCGGCUACUUAUCAUUGACAACUAAUACAAAAGAUUUAUUUAUACUCGACAUUGAAGGUACUAUUGAACAACGAUCGAUUAUAUCGUGGACAUUUCUUCGACGUUAUACAAAACAUCAUCUGUUAAAUGAGAAUAUUAACGAUCAACUAUUAUCAAUACGAUUUCAUUCAGUUGAAUAUACAAUUUUAACGGCGAUUGUACGUACAUCGAAUAAUCGUAGAUGUCUAAUGACUUAUAAACAUUAUGGAUCAAAUACAUUUAAAUUAUUGGAACGAAUAUUAUUUCCUAAUAUAAAUAUUUAUUCGAUAUCAUCAAUACAUAUGUCGCAUGUAUGGUUAUUGACAACAUGUGAAAAGCAAUCAUUUUUCUUUAUUGAUAAUAAGCGUGAAUAUAAUCAACGUGAACAACAACAAGUAUGGUUUCCAAUUGAUUGUGAUUAUAGAAUUAAAAAUGCCAUUGAAUUUGGCACUAAUCAAAGAUCUAUUCUGAUAAGAACAAUCCGACCAAGUCAAUUAGGACUUUAUCAUUUUUGA
Molecule: messenger RNA, 1194 nt
Organism: Rotaria socialis
Lineage: Eukaryota; Metazoa; Rotifera; Eurotatoria; Philodinida; Philodinidae
Source: the annotation of a GenBank genome assembly